Botrytis sinoallii is the source of this 539-nucleotide messenger RNA. RefSeq lists its product as uncharacterized. Lineage: Eukaryota; Fungi; Ascomycota; Leotiomycetes; Helotiales; Sclerotiniaceae. The coding region runs from base 1 to 282 and encodes 93 amino acids. Gene Ontology annotation, molecular function: proton transmembrane transporter activity. Gene Ontology annotation, biological process: proton motive force-driven ATP synthesis. The record is from RefSeq and is a predicted model, not a curated record. The transcript is spliced from 3 exons.
AUGGCUUCAACUGGGGUAAACGUUCUGCGGUGGUCAGCCCUUGGUGCGGGUGUAUUCUACGGAUUCUACCACCAAAUGAGCCUAUCUUCUGCAGCCAAAGCAGCAGCAGCAAGCAGGGAAUUCGAGCACAAGCAAAAGUUAAUUGAGCAAGCGAGAGCAGAGUACGCAAAGAAGAACUUGCCUGCGAGCCAGAAAACCGGAGGUGGUGACAUUAUACGGGAUCCUAUGGACAAGAAUUUCGAUCUCGAGGCAUACUUGAAGGUUCUAGCAGCAGAGAACUAGGGGCAUUCGUGGGAUGGGGGUUUUAAUUAUGGGUAAUGAUAGAGGGGCAUCGCUGAAUGAGACCAUUCGUGGUAGUUGGUAUGGGCUCCGGCGAUGUUUGGAGAGGGUUUCUAGGGUUUGAGCAAACACACAAAAGCCUUUAGACAUCACUUAGGUGAUACUUCUUGUACAUUGUACUAUAGACGACCAAUACAGCUGGGAGCUUCUGUUGUUGGAGACCCAAUUUUCACCUACGAGGACCACAGAAGAAGGAAGUA